Molecule: messenger RNA, 2148 nt
Organism: Dipodomys spectabilis (banner-tailed kangaroo rat)
Lineage: Eukaryota; Metazoa; Chordata; Mammalia; Rodentia; Heteromyidae
Product: NUT family member 2G-like
Exons: 7
Coding region: 1-2148 (715 amino acids)
Source: RefSeq, a predicted model, not a curated record
AUGUCCAACCCUGUGGGGAUGGCUUCAGAUGGAGCGUGUCCAGCGUCUGCAGCCUACCUGAGCCUGAACCCCGUUGCUUCCAGAGUUCCUCUCACAGAGCUGCCCUUCCACACAGCCGCCCCAGAACCAGCACAAGGGUCAUUGAGGAAGCAGCCUUCCUGUCCACCUCCAACAGUGGCUGCUGCACUCCCUCCUCAGGGGAGCCCUCUGGUGCUGCCUGCUUUCCCCAGCACAUCUCUGGUGUCAGGGGGAAGCUGCAAAUCCAGUGGGGCAGGCUCCUCCCAUGUCAUUGUGGAAAUGGGGACAGGAGGAAGGCCAGCAGUGCCCCUCCACACUCCAAAAGUAAUUGUCACUCAGGCCCCUCUCAUCUGGAAUGUCCCUCCUGGGGAUGUGGGUUCCAUGGGCCCAGCUCCACUCCUCUUGCCUGGUGCUGCCAGCAGUGCUCCAGUGAGUGUCCCCAUGACUGGAUGUAGACAGGCUGCCCAAGACAGCUUGACCUGGGGCCCACCCCUGGGAUCAACACCACCAGUUUCCCAGGAGGCUCCCAUCAGGCCGCCAGUGAGCCAGCAGGCACCGUGGCCAGAGAGGCCCUGUGCAGAGGGCAGUCAGCCCACAUCCCAGGCCAAGCCUCCACCUCCCAGUGUCUAUCAGAACUUUCGGCGCUGGCAGCAAUUGAAGGCCUUGGUGUCGAAGAAACUUCCUCAGACUCCUGAUGGGGAAGCCCUUGCCUGCUUCUUCAUCCCAGUGCUUCGGUCCCUGGCCCGGCUCAAGCCCAACAUGUCCCUGGACGAGGGCCUGUGGAGAGGCCUUCAGGAGUGGGAAGGCAUUAGCAAUUACGAGCGCAUGAACUUUCACGAGAUGGCGGCCAAGUUCAUGGAAUUUGAGGCUACAGAGGUAAUGGAGAAUUCAAAGUGGCAGGGGUUAAUCCAUUUCCAGGGCCAGUCUCCUGCAAUUCCACUGAAGCCAGACUCUCCAAGGCCCUCAUCCCCUGACAUUCUCCAGCAGCCAGAGGGCAACUCCAGCAAGACUGGCCUCAAGGCUCAGCCUGCCAAGCCAUCAGCACCCAAAGGUCAGAGGCCGCCAGAGACCAAGGCACCCGAGGAGAUCCCAGCUGAAGCCGUGGAGGAGUACAUGGCCAUCAUGGACUGGCUGGAGGGCCUUCCUCAAUUGUGCACCCAGGACUCUGGGGGAACAUCCAAAGAGGCGGGAAUGGAACAACAGGAUGUGGAAGACAUGUGCUCAGAUCCAGAGCUCCUGAGCCUCCUUGACCAGCUGUGCUGCCAGGAGGACUUCAUGUCAAAUGUGGAGGCCAUCAUUCAUCCCAAAUUCCUGGAAGAAUUGCUUUCCUCCAAACCAGAGCUGGAUCUUGAGGCCCUAAUUGAGGAGCUGGAACAGGAAGAAGGACUCACCCCCAAGCAGAUAGUGGAGAAACGUCUUGGGGCACCCAGAGUAGCCUCAAGUGUUUCUGAGUUGGCCAUCUGCCAAGGUGCAGAGAGAAAUGAGCAGAGCCCCCAACAAGUAGUCAGUGCAGAUACCAGCACUCUGCAUAUCGUUUGCAGUGAUGAUCAGAGCCAUGGUGGCACAGAUGCAGAGCACCUGACACCUGCUUCUGCUGCUCUCCAGGGGGGUCAUGGGUGUCCUUCAGUAGGAGCCACCCUGUCCACUGUUUGUCCCCGAGGACAUGGAUCCCAUCCCCAGAGAGUGGGGUCUGGAGAUGCCGUGAAUCACAUGGAAGAGUCUCCUGCUGGCACUCCACGCAAGCGAGCAGGGGACAGGAAGGUGGGCAAGGAAUGUGUCCCCAGCAUGGCUUCCUUGCUGGGCUCUGAGUACUGUCUCCUGCCCUGGGGACUAUCUCAGAGCCCCAGUUCCCCCACCACCCUCCUGUCCUCUGGACACCAAGCCCCCGGGCCUUCACUGUGCAAGAGAAGAGGCCGCAGCCUGGAUCCCCCUCCACCUGCCAAGUCCAAGAAAAGGGCUCGCAUUGGAGACUCAUGCACCCCAGUAAAGAAUCCAUGCCCAGGAUCUCACUUUGAGGAGUCUGCAAAGCAGGACUUGUCUUUGGGGCUGGUUCAGCCCUCACAGCCUCAGAAGAGAAAGCAUGAGGUGUUGGAGGUCCAGAGGAAGAAGAGGAAGAAGAAAAAUCCUUGA